AUGUCCUUAAUCGUCGAUGGCGUCGAUCUUGACGCUCUCAACUACACAAUUCAUGUUCCCUACAAUGGUACCAAUGCAGCUGGAGGUAAUUCCUUAACUGAGGAUCUCAACAUAUUUUAUGAUGCUGGUGAUAUUGCCUGGAUGAUCACUUCUACUGCAUUGGUCUUGCUUAUGAUUCCUGGUGUUGGUUUCUUCUAUUCCGGUCUGGCUCGAAGAAAGUCUGCUCUGUCAUUGAUUUGGCUUUCAAUCAUGGCUACUGCAGUUGUUUCUUUCCAAUGGUUCUUCUGGGGCUACUCUCUUGCAUUCUCUCACACCGCUGGAAAAUACAUUGGUGAUUUGGAAAAUAUUGGCUUCCGAAAUGUCCUUGCAGCACCAUCAGUGGGUUCCUCCAAAAUUCCUGAUCUCAUGUUCGCCGUCUAUCAGGGUAUGUUCGCCGCCAUCACUGUAGCUCUUGCAGUUGGUGCUGUCGCAGAACGUGGUCGCAUGCUUCCAACCAUUGUUUUUAUGUUCGUUUGGUCAACCAUCAUCUAUGAUCCAAUUGCUUGCUGGACUUGGAAUUCCUCCGGAUGGGUCUUCAAAAUGGGUGGUCUCGACUUUGCUGGUGGUACUCCUGUGCAUAUUUCUUCGGGUUGUGCAGCUCUCGCAUACAGUAUCAUGUUGGGCAAACGUCGUGGACAUGGUACUCACGAAUUGAAUUACCGCCCACACAACGUCACACACAUUGUCAUUGGAACUGUUUUCCUAUGGGUUGGAUGGUUCGGUUUCAAUGCUGGUUCUGCUCUUGCAGCUAACAUGCGUGCUAUUAUGGCCGCGGUCGUCACAAACUUGGCUGCCUGUGUCGGUGGUAUCACAUGGUGUGUCCUCGAUUAUCGUCUUGAACGCAAAUGGUCCACUGUCGGUUUCUGCUCUGGUGUUAUUGCUGGUCUCGUUGCUAUUACACCAGGAUCUGGUUUCGUUCCUGCCUGGGCUGCCGUCAUUUAUGGUGUUGUCGGAGCCGCCGGUGCUAACUAUGCCACCAAACUCAAGUUUGUUCUUGGAGUCGAUGAUGCUCUUGAUAUCUUCGCUGAACACGCCGUUGGUGGAGUCAUCGGUAAUAUCCUCACUGCUUUCUUCGCCGCCGAUUACAUAGCUCAUCUUGAUGGUUUCACUGAGAUCCCAGGUGGAUGGCUUAACCGAAAUUGGGUUCAACUCGGAUAUCAACUUGCUGAUUCUGUUUCCGGUGGUGUUUACGCUUUUGGAGGAACAUGCAUUAUCCUCUUUGUCAUGAACCUUAUCCCCGGUCUUUCUCUCCGCGCUACCGAAGAAGCUGAAAUCCUCGGUAUCGACGACGCCGAGAUUGGCGAGUUCGCUUAUGAUUAUGUUGAGCUUACUCGUGAGGUCUUGAACGACGUGUCAGAAACUGGAAGUAAAUACUCUGGUCACGAAAAUGCCGCUACACCUUCACCUCGUCAGGAAAAAGAAGCAAGACAUUCGGCUCAAGAUAUGGAAGCCUAA
Sclerotinia sclerotiorum 1980 UF-70 is the source of this 1494-nucleotide messenger RNA. RefSeq lists its product as hypothetical. Gene Ontology annotation, cellular component: plasma membrane. The record is from RefSeq and is a predicted model, not a curated record. The transcript has 5 exons. Bases 1 to 1494 code for a protein of 497 amino acids. Gene Ontology annotation, molecular function: ammonium channel activity. Lineage: Eukaryota; Fungi; Ascomycota; Leotiomycetes; Helotiales; Sclerotiniaceae. Gene Ontology annotation, biological process: ammonium transmembrane transport.